AUGGACUCUACCAAGGUCAUGUCUCUGCUUGAGACACUGGACGACGAGAUAGAUGAUCUUGAGGAGUCCCUGGAGCCUCUGAUCAAGGUCGCGCUGUCCGAGACUGCCUCCAAGCUGCCCUUGCUAGACAAGGCCAAGCUUUAUAUCUUGGUCACCUAUGCCAUUGAGUCGAUGCUAUUCUCAUAUCUGCGACUCCAUGGCGUCAAGGCCCGCGACCACCCGGUCUUCAAGGAACUCACCCGGGUCAAGCAGUACUUCGACAAGAUCAAAAAUAUUGAGAAUCCCCUAGAGAGGACGAUGGCGGUUGACAGAGCAGCUGCGGCCCGGUUCAUCAAGGCUGGCUUGGCUGGCAACGACAAAUACGACCUGGUGAGAGCGGAAAAAAUAGCAAAGGAAAGGGCGAUAGCACACAUCAAGUUCAACGAGCCAUCGAAAGACGCCGAGAAGAAGCGGAAGGCGGGCGAAUUGGAGGCACCGGCCGAUGAAGAUUCCUCUUCCGACUCCGAAUCCUCUCCAGAGUCCUCCGAGCCAGCUGAGAAAGUGUCGAAGAAGAAGCCGAAGUUGACGAAAAAGGAGAAGGCGAAAUUAAAUGCGGAAGGGGAGGCAAACAGGGAGAAGAUUGAUAAGAAGGCGGCGAAGAAGGCGAAGAAGAUCAAGAUGAAGCAGAAACAGUUGGCUGCAAAAGCUGCGAAGCGCGAGGCUUAA
Messenger RNA from Drepanopeziza brunnea f. sp. 'multigermtubi' MB_m1, 705 nucleotides. RefSeq lists its product as uncharacterized. Gene Ontology annotation, cellular component: nucleolus; exosome (RNase complex). The record is from RefSeq and is a predicted model, not a curated record. Gene Ontology annotation, molecular function: RNA binding; DNA binding. Lineage: Eukaryota; Fungi; Ascomycota; Leotiomycetes; Helotiales; Drepanopezizaceae. Gene Ontology annotation, biological process: regulation of gene expression; maturation of 5.8S rRNA.